Pseudogymnoascus destructans is the source of this 952-nucleotide messenger RNA. RefSeq lists its product as uncharacterized. The record is from RefSeq and is a predicted model, not a curated record. NCBI's taxonomy places the organism in Eukaryota, Fungi, Ascomycota, Leotiomycetes, Thelebolales, Thelebolaceae. The transcript has a single exon. Bases 1 to 711 code for a protein of 236 amino acids.
AUGCAGCAGACGCUCACCACCGCCUCCAUGAUCGCCGUCAUGACGCGGCUGUGGAAGGAAGUCCUCCUCGCCAUCGAGGCGCUGCUCAUCCCGCCCUUGAGCGAUAGGCCGAGUCCGCAGAAGGCGCUGAGUAGGCAGGAGGCGGAUACGGUGUUCUUGUGGUUGGAGCUGCUGAGGGCGUUUUUUAAUGCCAGGGAUGAGGAGACGGGGGAGGCGAUGGGGGUCCGGGAUGAUGUGCUGAAGAAUGCGAAGUAUCAUGAGCUGAAGCAGUUGGCGUUUUUCUACUUUGAUCCCACGGACUCGCUUAUUAAGACGUCGGAGCGGAUGGCGUCUGCUACUGCUGCGAGGGCGCUGGCGCAACGCACAUCCCUCUCUUUGCCGCCGGGGAGUUUGGGACCGUCUCUAGGCGCUGGUUUGGGGAGCGCGACCAGUUUGCGGAGGGGGAAGAGUAUUAUGCUCUCUAGGAAUCUAGGCACGAUGAGGCAGGCGAAGGAGGAGAAGAGGAGAGAGGCCCAGGCGGAUCCGAGUGAUGAUGUUAUCCUGAGGAUUCUGCGGAUGAGACAUGAGGGCGUGGCGGUGGCGUAUUUGAGGGAUAGGAGUCGCCAGCGCGAGAGGCUGGCGGCGGCGGCGGCGGCGGAGUCGAUUGUGAGACAGAGUUUGGGGGGGGAGGGAGGUUUGGGGGGAAUAAUUUGCCGAGGAGGUAGGGAGUGAUAGGGGAAAGGGGAGGGGCGUUUGUUGGGUUGGAGGGAUGGGUUCCCCGGGGGGGGGGUUUCAUUGCAUGCGGGUUGGAUGGAGGCGUUGUGGCGAUACCAUUGUCUUUUGUGUUUCCUGAUGGGUGGAUGAUAAGUUUUAGCCAACGUGUGUGAAGCGGAGUGUUUUAUGUGUCGAUUGCAGGCAGCGAGCCAGCGACUGAGGUUACAAUUAGGUAGCGAAUGAAUGAAUGGAUGAGUGG